Messenger RNA from Aspergillus wentii DTO 134E9, 1221 nucleotides. Its product is annotated as cysteine protease ATG4. The transcript is spliced from 5 exons. Gene Ontology annotation, molecular function: protein-phosphatidylethanolamide deconjugating activity. Bases 1 to 1221 code for a protein of 406 amino acids. NCBI's taxonomy places the organism in Eukaryota, Fungi, Ascomycota, Eurotiomycetes, Eurotiales, Aspergillaceae. The record is from RefSeq and is a predicted model, not a curated record.
AUGAACAGCAUCGACAUAGGGCGAUGCAAGCGCAUCGUGCAAUAUUUAUGGGACCCAGAGCCCAAGAACGAUGAAGGGCCGGAUAUACCCAUAUGGUGCUUGGGAAGGAAAUAUGCUCAACCAGCAGUACUCGAAGGAAAACAUAGUCAUGCAAAUGAGGGCAACCCAGUCGAACAGAGUACAACAUCACACGACAGCACUGACAAUGGAUGGCCAGAAGCAUUCCUUACUGAUCUCGAGUCAAAGAUCUGGAUGACGUAUCGCUCCAACUUCGCGCCAAUACCAAGACCCGACAAGCAUGAUAGAAACCCAUCAAUGUCACUAGGCAUACGACUGAGAAACCAGCUCAUGGACUCACAGGGCUUCACCUCUGACACCGGAUGGGGCUGUAUGAUAAGAUCUGGCCAGAGCUUAUUAGCAAAUUGCCUAUUGAUAUUGACCCUGGGACGCGAUUGGCGCCGAGGAGAGAAUCGCAAAGAAGAAUUGCAACUGUUGUCAUUAUUUAUUGACCUUCCGGAAGCCCCCUUCUCAAUACACCAAUUCGUAAAGCAUGGGGCCGAGUCAUGUAGUAAAUACCCCGGGGAAUGGUUCGGGCCAUCCGCGACAGCAAAGUGUAUACAGAUCCUCUCAAGCCAAUGUGAACAGCUGAAACUGAGAGUAUACGUCACGAACGAUACAUCAGAUGUCUAUCAAGAUAAAUUUAUGAGCAUUGCAUGCGAUGAUUCUGGGCGAAUAAACCCCACCCUCAUAUUGUUAGGCAUCAGACUCGGGAUCGAUCAUAUUACACCAGUAUACUGGGAUGGACUGAGAGCUGUACUACAGUACCCCCAGUCGGUAGGCAUCGCAGGUGGGCGUCCGUCGGCCUCUCAUUACUUUGUUGGCGUCCAAGGCCCAUAUUUUUUUUACCUCGACCCCCACCAUACGCGCCCUGCACUACCAUACGGACAUGCUGGCGGAAUUUAUACCGACGAAGAAUUGGACACUUAUCACACCCGUCGACUAAGAAGAAUACAUAUCAAAGAUAUGGAUCCAAGCAUGUUGAUCGGCUUUCUCAUUAGGGAUGAAAAUGACUGGGUGGAUUGGAAAGACAGAGUUGAAUCUUUACAAGGGAAGCAUGUCGUGAAUGUGGUCAGUGGUCAAAUCGAGCCUAACCACGGACAUGGUCGAGAAGAAGCACUUGAUGAAGUUGAGACUCUCGAUGAUACCGAUGGUCUCGAAUAG